Messenger RNA from Acytostelium subglobosum LB1, 1329 nucleotides. RefSeq lists its product as hypothetical. NCBI's taxonomy places the organism in Eukaryota, Evosea, Eumycetozoa, Acytosteliales, Acytosteliaceae. The record is from RefSeq and is a predicted model, not a curated record. Gene Ontology annotation, molecular function: ATP binding; ATP hydrolysis activity. The transcript is spliced from 4 exons. The coding region runs from base 1 to 1329 and encodes 442 amino acids. Gene Ontology annotation, biological process: vacuole organization; endosomal transport.
AUGGGCGACGUCAAUUUCUUGCAAAAGGCUAUACAGAUAGUCCAACAAGCAACAGAACAAGAUAAUGCAAAGAACUAUGCAGAGGCUCAUAAGUUAUAUAUACAAAGUUUGGAAUGGUUUACAACUGCCUUGAAGUAUGAGAAGAGUGAGAGAUCAAAGGCAACAAUUAAAGCCAAGACAAUGGAGUAUUUGCAACGUGCAGAGCAGUUGAAGGAGUAUUUGGAGAAGACAAAGAAUAAGAAGCCAGUGGCUGCUAUGAAUGGUACUUCAAAACCAGGCUCCACUACAAAGAAGGGAGGCGCAGCUGAUGACGACGAGGACAUUGAUCCAGAGGACAAGAAGAGAUCCGAUGCACUCGGUGGUGCAAUCCUCACAGAGAAGCCCAAUGUCAGGUGGGAUGACGUUGCCGGUCUCCAUCAGGCCAAAGAGUACCUCAAGGAGGCCGUCAUCUUCCCCAUCAAGUUCCCUCAGAUGUUCACCGGUAAAAGAAAGCCCUGGAGAGGUAUCCUACUCUAUGGUCCACCAGGUACAGGAAAGUCCUACUUGGCUAAAGCCGUGGCGACUGAGAUAUCAUCGACAUUCUAUUCGAUAUCACCUUCGGACAUUGUGACGAAAUGGCUGGGAGACAGUGAGAAGCUGGUCAAGCAGUUGUUUGAGAUGGCAAGACAACAGAAGAACAGUGUAAUAUUUGUCGACGAGAUCGAUUCGCUGUGUAGCUCGCGUAACGAUACGGAGAGCGAGUCGUCCCGUCGUAUCAAGACCGAGUUCCUCAUCCAGCUGGACGGUGUGGGCAACGACUCGGAUGGCAUCCUCAUCCUGGCGGCCACCAACAUCCCCUGGGGCCUGGAUCUGGCCAUCCGUCGACGUUUCGAGAAGAGAAUCUACAUCCCCCUGCCCGACCCCCAUGCGCGCAUCAAGAUGUUCCAGUUGCACAUUGGCUCCACGCCCAACAGUCUGAACCAAGGCGACUUCAAGCGUCUGGCCGACAUGACCGAGGGCUACUCUGGUGCCGACAUCCAGAUCGUCUGCAAGGAUGCCAUCAUGCAGCCCAUCCGUAUGGUCCAAAUGGCCACUCACUUCAAGAACAUCCGUGCGCCAUCUAGAGAGGACCCCAACGUCAUUGCCGACUUCAUCACACCCUGUUCACCAGGCGACCCUCAAGCCAUGGAGAUGACCUGGAUGGACAUUGACGGAGCCAAGCUCAAGGAACCAGACAUCACUGCAAAUGAUUGUAUUAAGAGUAUCAGGAAUGUCAAGCCAUCAGUAAGCUCAAAGGAUUUGGAUAAAUAUAUAGAGUUCACUAGGGACUAUGGCCAAGAAGGUAUCUAA